CGGAAUCUGCUGCGGGAAGAACGUCCGGGUUUCUUGAGCAUCUACAGUCAUGGCGGCGACUGCCCCCAGUGCGGGGGGCUCCGCGCCUGAGGCGGCGGGUUCCGACGAAGCCCCGCUACAGUACAGCCUUCUUCUGCAAUACCUGGUGGGCGACAAGCGUCAGCCCCGGCUUCUGGAGCCUAGUAGUUUGGGUGGGAUCCCGAGCCCCACCAAGAGUGAGGAACAGAAGAUGAUCGAGAAGGCAAUGGAAAGCUGCGCCUUCAAGGCAGCGCUGGCCUGCGUGGGAGGAUUUGUAUUGGGAGGUGCAUUUGGGGUAUUCACUGCCGGCAUUGAUACCAAUGUGGGCUUUGACCCUAAGGAUCCUUACCGUACGCCGACAGCGAAAGAAGUUCUUAAAGACAUGGGGCAGAGAGGGAUGUCCUACGCCAAAAAUUUUGCCAUUGUGGGCGCCAUGUUUUCUUGCACCGAGUGCUUGGUAGAAUCUUACCGGGGAAAAUCAGAUUGGAAGAACAGUGUCAUUAGUGGCUGCAUCACUGGAGGAGCCAUUGGUUUCAGAGCGGGCUUAAAGGCCGGGGUCAUUGGUUGUGGAGGUUUUGCUGCUUUCUCUGCUGCGAUUGAUUAUUACCUACGGUGAGAGUUAUUGCCUCCAGGGAAGGACAGUGCCAGCCCAAGAUUAGAGCUGUUCCGUGGAGGGCAGUUUCUGUACCACUCUGAGGCACUUGCUUCCGAGACCGAAGACCUUUGUUUUCCCUCGUGUAGUUGGUGUGGUGAGGGAGCCACCUGGCUGCUUUCUGCCCCCAGCCUCUGAGUGGCCAUACUUUCUGCUCCUGGGUUCUAGCCACGCCUAGUGGGGGAUGUGCCAUGGCAGCCUCUCUCGGGCAGAUCAGGAGUCAGUGUGUUGACUUGUAGGAAUUAAGCUCCCCAAAGCUCAGUCCUGACCACAGCUGGCCCUCUGGUUGUUUGGUGCUGGGAACAGAGGCGACUGGACGUACACCAGGAAGUUCGGAGCUCCAGGCAGUCAUCCAUCUCACACGAGGGCAGGGCACAGCUAAUUUACACCUUCUCUCCCAUUUUGUCAUUAUGUUUAGUGUUGUCUUUGUUUAAAAUUAUAUUACAGUUUAAAAGGUUGGUUAGUUUUGGGGCGGCGGAGGGGGGAUAAUGACAGAGUGAGUCUUUGGUUCUGCCCCUGGAGCCGGAGCUGUCUUGUCCCCUCCUCUUCCACUUCCCAUUAUAAAUAAUAAAGGCCGUUCAAACCAUAAAAUAAAUGAAUAAAUAAAA
Messenger RNA from Lynx canadensis (Canada lynx), 1278 nucleotides. It is a transcript of the gene TIMM22, whose product is annotated as translocase of inner mitochondrial membrane 22. Gene Ontology annotation, biological process: protein insertion into mitochondrial inner membrane. Lineage: Eukaryota; Metazoa; Chordata; Mammalia; Carnivora; Felidae. Gene Ontology annotation, molecular function: transmembrane protein transporter activity. The record is from RefSeq and is a predicted model, not a curated record. Gene Ontology annotation, cellular component: TIM22 mitochondrial import inner membrane insertion complex. The transcript is spliced from 4 exons. The coding region runs from base 50 to 634 and encodes 194 amino acids.